Chenopodium quinoa (quinoa) is the source of this 1614-nucleotide messenger RNA. Its product is annotated as 11-beta-hydroxysteroid dehydrogenase 1B-like. Bases 374 to 1420 code for a protein of 348 amino acids. Lineage: Eukaryota; Viridiplantae; Streptophyta; Magnoliopsida; Caryophyllales; Amaranthaceae. Gene Ontology annotation, molecular function: oxidoreductase activity. The record is from RefSeq and is a predicted model, not a curated record. The transcript has 6 exons.
GAGGCCGUAUCUUUCAAAAAAAAAAAAAUAAGAAAAAAAGAAUUGAGGCCGUAAUUAGUUAAUACGUCAUAUACAAAUAUUCAAUAGACAAAACAUGUAACAAUUGAUAAAUGUUCACAUAAUACAAGCAUACAACUGGAAAGCACCUCAAACAAAGAUGAACAUUAACUGUGAGGACAAAGAGCAAUGUCCACGCGUGUCCUAAAAAUUCCAUGCAAUCGUGCCAUCAGUCGACCACAACAUGCAUCGUCUCCACCGCUUCCCCCCUCCUCACCCUUAUAGUGGUAUGCACUCUUCCUCUAGUUUUUCUUCAUCUCUGUCGUUUUUUAAUCUCUUUCUUUAGUAGUUUUUAGUGGUAAUUUGUGCGUCAAUUAUGGAGUUGAUAAAUACAUUCCUGAAUUUUGCAGCUCCUCCUUUUACUUUUAUAGCAUUGUGCUUUUUGUUGCCACCUUUUCAAAUUCUCAAGUUUUUCUUGUCUGUCUUCUCCUCUGUCUUCCCUGAAGAUGUUUCUGGCAAAGUCGUCCUAAUCACCGGCGCUUCCUCUGGUAUUGGCGAGCAUCUAGCCUAUGAAUAUGCAGAAAGAGGUGCAUGCUUAGUGCUUACAGCUAGAAGACAAGGAAGCCUAGAUGAAGUUGCAGACUUAUGUCUUCAGUUGGGCUCACCCGAAGCAAUAGUGGUGCCUGGUGAUGUUACCAAAGUCGAAGAUUGUCGCCGAAUCAUUGAGGCUACUAUAGGGCACUAUGGAAGAUUGGACCAUUUGGUCAAUAAUGCUGGUAUUAUCGGGGUUAGUCAAUUUGACGAUUUAGAAGAUGUCACCAGAAUGAGGCCUGUUAUGGACAUUAAUUUCUGGGGCUCAGUGUAUAUGACCCGAUUUGCAAUCCCAUACCUCAAAAAUACUGCUGGAAAAAUUGUUGCUAUGUCGUCUUCAGCGUCCUGGAUGCCUGUACCGAGAGAAAGUUUCUACAAUGCAAGCAAAGCUGCAAUGUUAGCGUUCUUUGAGACACUCAGGGUGGAACUAGGUUCCGAAGUUAAGAUAACGAUUGUUACACCCGGUAUAAUAGAGUCUGAGUUUUCCAAGGGCAAGGUCUGGACAGAGAGUGGCAUGAAAGUGGAUCAAGAAUUAAGAGAUGUACAAGUGAAUGUAAUACCAGUGGCAACGGUUGAAGGGACUGCAAAGUCCAUCGUUCGCAGUGUAUGCAGGGGUGAUCGAUACGUGACAGUCCCAGCAUGGUUUAAAGUGACAUACUUCUUGGAGAUGUUAUGCCCUGAGGUGCUCGAGUGGGCAUAUCGUUUGAUGUUCCUAAUAAGCACAGACAGUACACCAACAGGAGCAAUGGGGAAACAUACAGUGGAUUUUCCCGGGGCAAAGGAAAUGCUAUAUCCUGCUGGUAUCCAGUCUGCAGAUAUCAAGAGGAAGUAAGUGAAGGGUUUUUAGUCUUGAAAUCUCAAGAUGAGUAACAUCAAAUUGCUUUGGGUUUUUGUGUUCUGAUCUCUUAACGCUUUUAUCUAUGUAAAAUGUAAGUCAUCCUAAAAAUUAUGCAGAUAUUGUCAAUAGUUAAUAAUGUUUUGUGGCAACAUUUAUGGUAUAAUUGGAAUAAAGUUGUUUGAACUCAA